GGGGGUAGGCGGAGACUAAAUUAAAGAGAGAAGACCCAAAAAUGGCACCGGCCAGUAAAACCGGGCAUUUGAAAAUGAGAUGCUGCCUCUUGCUGCUGGUGCUCCCGCUGACGUGCUAUCACGCCCAUGCUGCAUCCAAAGGCGUCACUACCAGCUUGAAUGCCAAGUGGCCCAUCACACCUCUUCUGCUAGAGACAAGUGAAUUUAUUGCAGAAGAUGGUGAAGACAAAUUCUGGCAGUUUGUUGAUACUGUGAAAGAACUAACAGUGUACAAGAAUGGCGAGUCUAUCCGCUCAUACUACAACCUGAUCAUCAAGAAGGCCGGUCAGUUCGUGACUGACCUGCAGUCAAGCCUCCUUAAAUUCUCCCUGUCCCUGAGAGCCUUCUCACCUGCUGUGCACGCGUUCCAACAGAUAGCCAAUGACGAGCCGCCGCCGGAAGGCUGCUCCGCCUUCGUCUCCAUCCAUGGCCAGCACACCUGCAGCACCAAGGAGGUGAAGAAGCUUCUGAAGGCUGCAGCAGGCAGGCCGAAGCCUUACCUGUAUAAGAUGGACCACAAGUACCCUGGAGGUAACAUGACAGAUCUGCCCGUGGCUAUUCUCUACGCCGAAAUCGGCACCAAAAAGUUCAACACCUUCCACAAGCUGCUGUCUGAGAAGGCUGGAGAGCGGAAGCUAGUCUACGUCCUGCGCCACUUUGUGAAGGAAGAGAAGGUGGGAAAGAUGCGGCUCUCUGGAUAUGGGGUUGAACUGGCCAUCAAAAGCACAGAGUACAAAGCAGUGGAUGAUACAAAAGUGAAAGACUCAAAAGCCGCACCAAAUGCUGAGGAAGAUGAAGAUGACGAAGUGCACGGCUUUCUGUUCAAGAAAUUAAAGAAGUCUCACCCUGCAUUACAGAAGCAGCUGGGAGAGCUUCAGAGACACCUGCUGGAGAGCAGUAAUGACAUGGCUCCUCUCAAAGUGUGGGAGCUGCAAGAUCUGAGUUUCCAGGCAGCUGCCAGAAUCAUGUCUGAAGCCAAGUUUGAUGCCCUGAAGCUACUGAGGGACCUUAGCCAGAACUUUCCCUCUAAAGCCAGAUCCCUGACCAGAGUGGCCGUAAAGCAAGAAAUGAGGAGAGAAAUCGAGGGAAAUCAAAAGGUAUUGACUGAAACAUUGGGGAUUCAACCCGGAGAUGCGGGCCUAUUUAUCAACGGUAUCCAUGUGGAUCUAGACGUUCACAACCCCUUCAGCAUUUUGGACAUGAUCCGAGGCGAGGCCCGGGUCCUGGAGGGUCUGUUCAGCCUGGGCCUGAAGGGCGAGGCCCAGAGCCGUCUGCUGAGACUGCCCGUUCACCCCCUGGACGACGGCUACGCCCUGGACAUCCGCCAUCCCGCCAUUACCUGGAUAAACGACAUCGAGACGGACCCUACGUACCGAAGCUGGCCCUCCAGCCUGCAGGAGCUGCUCCGAGCCACCUUCCCCGGCGUCAUCCGCCAGAUCCGCCGCAACCUCUUCAGCCUGGUGCUGUUCAUCGACCCCGCCCACGAGGACACGGCUGAGCUGGUGAGGCUGGCCGAGCUCUUCUACACGCACAAGGUUCCUCUCAGGAUUGGGUUUGUUUUUGUCGUCAGCACUGAUGACAAAGCUGACGGUUAUGUGGACGCAGGUGUGGCUUUGUUCAGGGUGCUGAGCUACGUGGCUGAAGAGUAUGACUUCUCCCAAGCCUUCCUGUCCAUGGUGUCCAUAUACAGUCGAGUGGAGGCCGGAGAGAUUCUGUCCGCUGACACGGUGGCUGCCUAUCUGAAGAAGAAGUUUCCCAAUGCCAACGCUGCCAAGGUCCUGGGGCAGGAGUCUCUGUAUGACGAAAGGAGAAAGGCUGGAAGCAUGUUCUACAGGAAGAGUGGCCUGGGGCCACUUCCUGUGGCCCUCUUUAAUGGCGUCCCCCUGAGCAGUGAAGAGAUGGACCCCGAGGAGCUGGAGACCAUCCUGCUCCAGCGCAUCAUGGAUGCCACCAACUUCUUCCAGAGAGCUGCCGUCUUGGGUCAGCUGAGCGAUGAAACAGACGUGGUGGACUUCCUGAUGGAUCAGCCCAACGUGGUGCCUCGCAUAAACCCUCUCAUCCUGAGCACAGACAGGAAGUACCUGGAUUUCACUGCCUCUCCAGUUGUGAAUGAGUGGGAUGACAUGAAUAUGUUCUCCUAUCUGGAUUCCAAAGACAAGACUGUAGUCGUCUCUGCCAACAUGAAAUAUCUGACCAAAACUGAUGAGGAGGUGGUUUAUGGACAAACCAUCUGGGUUAUUGUGGAUUUAGAGGCACCAGCGGGAAGGAGGCUGUUGGCCAAUGCUGUGAAACAUAUGAAGUCCAGCCCUAACGUGCGCGUGGGAGUGAUCGCCAACCCUGGCUCCAGGCCAACGGAGGAGAGCACCGCAAUUGGCCGAGCCAUCUGGGCCUCACUCCUCACCCAAAAGAGCAAGGACACCUUUAAUUUUGUCCAGAAGCUAGUAAAGGAGGAGACUGGCCAGCUCCUCCAGCAAGGAACCAAGAUUAAAGACCUGCUUCCAGAGGGCAUGGACCAGGACAGCUUUGAGAAGAAGUUUAACACCCUGGAGCUGGGCUUCCUCCACAGCCAGGAGCUCUUCUGCCGGGACGCCCUGAAGCUGCAGCCGGGGGAACGGGCCGUGGUCAGCAACGGCAGGAUUUUGGGGCCUUUUGGGGAAGAGGAGGAGUUCGGUGCAGAGGACUUCCACUUGCUGGAGAAGAUCACGCUUGGCACCUCUGCUCAGAAGAUCAAGGCUCAGGUCAAGCAGACGGGAGCCAAAGGGAGACAGGCCAGUGAUUUGGUGAUGAAGGUCGACGCCCUGCUGACCGCCGCCCCCAAAGGAGAGCCCCGGAGAGACGUUAAGUUCGCCAAAGACGAAUUCAGCGUGCUCCACCUCUCUGAGCGGGAGGAGGAGGUGUUCUACGACGUGGUGGCACUCGUGGACCCCCUCAGCAGAGAGGCCCAGAAGAUGUCCGCCCUGCUGAUCGUGCUGAGUCGUGUGGUCAAUAUGAACCUGCGAUUGUUCAUGAACUGCCGGGCCAAGCUCUCUGAGACGCCCCUGAAGAGCUUCUACCGCUACGUGCUGGAGUCAGACGUGGCGUUCCUCGGCAACAACACCCUGUCCCCCGGACCCAUGGCCCACUUUGGCGACAUGCCCGAGUCGCCCCUGCUCACCCUCAACAUGAUCACUCCCGAGAACUGGAUGGUGGAGGCGGUGCGGAGCUCCUACGACCUGGACAACAUCCACCUGCAGGAGAUCAGUAGCUCUGUGACUGCAGAGUAUGAGCUGGAGCAUGUGCUGUUGGAGGGGCACUGCUUCGACCUCUCCACGGGCCAGCCCCCCCGCGGCCUGCAGUUCAUCCUGGGGACCAGGACCGCCCCCCUGGUGCAGGACACCAUCGUCAUGGCCAACCUGGGGUACUUCCAGUUAAAGGCCAACCCUGGGGCCUGGGUGCUGAAGCUUAGAGAGGGCCGCUCUGAAGAGAUCUACCAGAUACUCGCGCAUGAUGGCACAGACUCCCAGGCAGAGACAGGCGAUGUCAUUGUUGUCCUCAAUAGUUUCCUCAGCAAGAUCAUCAAAGUCAGGGUGCAGAAAAGGGCAGAAAAAAUGAACGAGGAUCUCCUUAGCGACAGCACGGAGAACAAAGGAAUUUGGGAAUCCAUAACAAGGGUGUGGAACUCUGUGGAAAGAAGUCUCGCCGGCGGGGGGUCAGAGGAGGGGCAGAGGAAGAGGGAGGACGUGUUGAACAUCUUCUCGCUGGCUUCAGGGCAUCUGUACGAGCGCUUCCUCAGAAUAAUGAUGCUCUCAGUACUGAAGCACACCAAAACACCUGUCAAGUUCUGGUUCCUCAAGAACUACCUCUCCCCUUCUUUCAAGGAGUCUAUCCCCCACAUGGCAGAGGCCUACGGCUUCAGCUAUGAGCUGGUUCAGUAUAAGUGGCCGCGCUGGCUUCACCAGCAGACGGAGAAGCAGCGUAUAAUCUGGGGCUACAAGAUCCUCUUCCUGGACGUGCUGUUCCCCCUGGCCGUCGACAAGAUCAUCUUCGUGGACGCCGACCAGAUUGUGAGGGCAGACCUGACUCAGCUCAGGGACCUGGAUUUGGAGGGCGCCCCCUAUGGGUACACCCCCUUCUGCGACAGCCGGAAGGAGAUGGAUGGAUACCGCUUCUGGAAGUCUGGGUACUGGGCCUCCCACCUGGGGAACAGGAAAUACCACAUCAGUGCUCUGUACGUGGUGGACCUGAAGAAGUUCCGGAAGAUCGCUGCGGGGGACCGGCUGCGUGGGCAAUACCAGGCCCUGAGUCAGGACCCGAACAGCCUGUCCAACCUGGACCAGGACCUCCCCAACAACAUGAUCCACCAGGUGGCGAUAAAGUCCCUGCCUCAGGAGUGGCUAUGGUGUGAGACCUGGUGCAAUGAUGCAUCGAAGGCCACAGCCAAGACCAUUGAUCUGUGUAAUAACCCCAGGACUAAGGAGCCCAAGCUGACGGCGGCCGUGCGGAUCGUGCCGGAGUGGGCGGAGUACGACAGAGCCGUGAAACGCCUGCUGAAGACCGUCCAGGACGAGAACACUGCCGAGGUCAAAGGUCAUUCUUCACCACAGAAAGGAGGCCUGCGGCGUGACGAACUCUAACAGCCGUCUCCGGUCAAGCCAGACGGGAAACAUCGCAGUUCUGCACUUUAGACUGAAGACUGACGAUUUCUGCUUCUGAAAAAAAAAAUGAAAAAAAAGAAGAUGCGCAAACAUUGCCAAGAAGUAUUAAUCACACAGUUUCAAAGAUGUGUAUAUAUAUACGCAAGAUAAAUACUUUUUCUCACAGGUUUACUAGAUUUCUAAAUAAAGGAAGGACUUUAUGAGGGGACUUUAUGGGAGAGAGGUUUAGGAGCAGGACAGAGGCCUGCAGUGCUGACAGGGUUUCUGAAGGAGCAUGAACGUGUGGAAGUCUGUGUGUCUGUCACGAACGAAACAAAGACAUUACUGCACUGAUACAGCAACUGGGACUGGCAGCUGGUACUCUCCAUUUCUACUGCAGCGAGACCCUCUCCCAGCUUUGAAGUCAUUCAUUGAAGGCGUCCAAAUGCUGUUAUUGGAGGGGGGGGGGGUGAUGGGGAAGAGAGAUUUAGUGCAUUUAAUCUUGUAUGUGUUUUUUUAUUUACAUUUUUUUGUUUGUUUUAUAUAUUAUUUUGUCAUGGUAUUGAUUCCUGUGCCAGUACAGUACAUUCCUAUGAGCGUUUGGGCUUUCCCUUCUGUCACGGCGGGACUGGCUGCAACAUCUGUGUGCUGGAUUAUUCACAUCAUCACAGGCAGGUCAUUUACUUCAUACAGCUGACACUCGUAAUGUCGGGGGAGAAAAUCGUGUUUUUAUGGCGUGAAGAUGAUGUCCAGCAAGGCUUCAGUGAGGAGUUCUGCUGGGUGGGCCUACCAGUCAUUCACACAGGCGAACCCAGAUAAUAAGACUCUUCUGAUCCCACUAAAGCAACAUGGGGCUGUGUAGUGGGUCACGUGAUCAUUCUGAGAUGUCCAUUUACCGACAGGGGGAGGGGGGGUACUUCCUUGCCACAGCCAUUUUCAAAUUGUGACCUUCGAGAGGAAGACAAUCCUUAAGCGCAGACCAAACCUUUACAAGAGCAAAGGCGAUUUAAUGCCUUUGUUCCUGCUUUAUUUCACGUGUAGCCUGUGCAGCCAGCAGCUCCACAGCUGGGAUGUUGUUCAGGAAGUGAGGUGUUCCUUCUUCCUUCAGGGUAUUCCCUGCCAGCUGAUUGGAGGAUAUCUGCCUGCACCAGCUGUGCCGUUUGUGCAGUCGUUUGAAAUGGCUGAAUUCCCCUAGACUAACAGCUGAGCUGUGAGGAGGCAUGCCUUUCCAAAAUCGGGGGGAAUUAAUAAGUAAUACUGAUAAUAAUGAUUAAAAAGCCAUACCACUUUUUGCGCACUUAUCCUUUAUCUUUUGUCAGACUCGUUUAGAUGGAGUAUGCAGAAGCACCCCAGUCUUUUCCAUAUCUCAUUGUAAGGCUGCUGAAUUGGAACAGAUGCUGUGGUUUGAUACUUUUGUGCAUUUUAAUGGCCUUGAAGUCAAAGGAAUUGUGUUUUCUCAGGAAUAAAAUGUCUGGAUUCUGUCCUGUUAGUAUUUGUGUGUUUAAUUAGCAUGUAAUAGGAAAGUCUCACUUAUGUUGAAAUCCGGUUUCCCAUCCGAGGAGAAGCAGGUGAUCAACAGUACUGGGUUCAGUGCUGUCUAAUAUUCAGUGCUUAUGUGUUGCCCAGGGUUGUGGAUGCGUCCAAUGAGUCCAAUUGAAAAUUCAGCCCAUGCAUAAAGAUUUUGUCACCUCGGUUUAAAGCUCUUCUCAAUGGAGCCUUCCUGAUCCACUUCCUACUGAGCAUGCUCAGUGAGGAGACUCGAUACUGAGCAUGCUCACAGACAUCAAAAUCCUCUCCCUCACUCUGCACUGAGCAUGCUCAGUAUGAGCUGUCGUCCCACCAAACCCCUGGCAAAUGCAUUGUGGGUAACGGGUUUCAUUGCUGAAGAAACACUACUCCAUCCUGAACAGUGGUGCCAU
Molecule: messenger RNA, 6571 nt
Organism: Conger conger (European conger)
Lineage: Eukaryota; Metazoa; Chordata; Actinopteri; Anguilliformes; Congridae
Gene: uggt2
Product: UDP-glucose glycoprotein glucosyltransferase 2
Exons: 41
Coding region: 42-4652 (1536 amino acids)
Cellular component (GO): endoplasmic reticulum
Molecular function (GO): UDP-glucose:glycoprotein glucosyltransferase activity
Source: RefSeq, a predicted model, not a curated record